This is a messenger RNA of Macroventuria anomochaeta, 752 nucleotides long. RefSeq lists its product as uncharacterized. The transcript has a single exon. NCBI's taxonomy places the organism in Eukaryota, Fungi, Ascomycota, Dothideomycetes, Pleosporales, Didymellaceae. The coding region runs from base 71 to 286 and encodes 71 amino acids. The record is from RefSeq and is a predicted model, not a curated record.
AACAAUAGGGCGAGCUGGGAUACAGUUUCAGGGCUGUGUAACAUCAGUGACACGAGGAAAUCAGCACCCAAUGGACAAAAAGGUACCUGUGGCUUUAGCAUUGUUGACCUUGUCCCACCUCAUGGAAGGGGCCGCAGCAAGAUUGGCACAGUCGUGUUUGAAAUUCCAUGGAGAUGUGGUUUUUAUACUCAACGAGCAUCUAUACAAAGGACUCAGGGGAACGUACCACAAGGGUGAGGCUGCAGGGCUUCGGUCAAGCUUUAACAGUGGUGUCUUGUUUGGGUAACUAAUUAUGUUAGGGUACCACUAACCGCUACCGCCAGGUACAAGCAUUCCGGACAAUAGAACCACGGAACCGACCAGACGAUCUCGAAAUGCAGCUUAUACCAUUACAAACUUCUUAAGCCACGACCCACAGCACUGUGCAAAAUGCGGUAGGGAGAUGCGAUGCGAAUGCGUCAGGCGCUGAACUAUAUCCUCAACUCAUGACGACAUCAGGAGUGUGUAGGAAUCUCCUCCGACGUUAAGAGCUAAUGCUAUGCAGAGAUCGCCAUGGAAAUGACCACUGUGUGCCUAAUGGUGGGUCAAGCAGCCUGGAAUGUAAGAGAGAGCGGAUCCAACAUUCGACAUCAGGAGUACCGGAGCUCGGCUCCGCAACGUACGCUACCCCAUACCUCUUUAGCGGCGAGCUUUUACACCCAACAUGAUUGUUGCUCGAUUUUGAAUCUGCUACACUGACUGACAGAGCAGAC